Molecule: messenger RNA, 6072 nt
Organism: Phalaenopsis equestris
Lineage: Eukaryota; Viridiplantae; Streptophyta; Magnoliopsida; Asparagales; Orchidaceae
Product: protein NETWORKED 1B-like
Exons: 7
Coding region: 539-5908 (1789 amino acids)
Cellular component (GO): plasma membrane
Molecular function (GO): actin filament binding
Source: RefSeq, a predicted model, not a curated record
UUAUUAUAAUCCCAACUAUUUUCAACAUUCUGAUCACUUUCCGAUCGUGCUUCUUUUUCUUGUGCGAUUGCCGUCUUCAUUUCGGUUUCUCUUUGUAGAGAGAGAGAUAGAGAGAGAUUUGUAGAGAGAGAGUGAGUGGGAGGACGAGAGGAGGUUUUUCUACGCUACGGAAAUGGGUUAAUGGUGUAAGAGGGAAGCAGCUGGCGAUCAUCCGUUUAGCUGCUGCUUGUCAGGAGCCGGUGGACUAUAAAUUUUCUCUCUGAGUUUCAGUUCUUCACAUCCUCUGAGCAGUUAACCAUCCAAAACCAAAAAGUAAAUCUUCAACCUACCAUCGCUUACUGCUUUUUUUCUGGUUGGAUUAAAGAAUUGUUUUUUCCAUCAUCACCAAGUGAGGAUUGAGGGUAAUUCUAUAUUUGCGUUUUGUAAUUUAUUGUUGAGUAUUUUUGGUGAAGGUGAAGGGAUUUCUACCUAGUUUUGGCCGUGGUGAAGGCCAUUUUUGUAUCAGGAGAAGAGUUAGAAUUCUUUUUUAGUUUGAAUCAUGACGACUUAUCCUCGUGCCGAAUCAAGGAGAUUGUACUCGUGGUGGUGGGACAGUCAUAUCAGUCCAAAGAAUUCGAAAUGGCUUCAGGAAAACCUGACAGAUAUGGACAUGAAAGUUAAAGCAAUGAUCAAGCUAAUAGAAGAAGACGCUGACUCAUUCGCAAGGAGAGCUGAAAUGUACUACAAGAAACGACCUGAGCUCAUGAAACUGGUGGAAGAGUUUUAUCGAGCUUACCGAGCUUUGGCCGAAAGAUACGACCAGGCAACCGGGGCUCUCCGCCAUGCUCAUCGAACGAUGUCGGAAGCAUUUCCCAAUCACAUUCCGCUCGCACUUCCCGACGAAUCUCUCUCCAAUAAUGCUCCGGAAAUGCCUUCACCGAGGCGCUCGGUGUUCGAUACUUAUGACCUGCAGAAGGGUGCAUUUGGCAUGCAGACACCUUUUAUUGAUAGGAUUGCACUGCCCGAAGAAAACAAUCGAGAGGGGUUAGCACGUGUGAAAUUAUUCGAAGGAGAUGACACGAAAGGUUUUAAUGAAGAUGAGGAAGAAGUGGUGGCUCGUGUGAGAUUACCCCAAGGGAAGGUUAUGAAAAGUCUAAACUUUGAGGAGGAAGAAGAAAAUGGUCACUAUGCCAAAAUAUAUGUGGAUUCCAAGCAGAAAGAGAAUGUCAGAUAUGGGGUAAAACAUCUUCAAGAACAAAUUUCUCAGUUAUCAAAUGAAAACCAGAAGCUUAAGGUCCAGAUUGAGUUAGAAUCUAAGCAUUUGGAUUUAUCCAGAGGUGAAGUUCAGAACUUGAGAGAUGAGAUGUCCAAAUUAGAAUCUGAGAAGGAGGCUGCGCUUCUGCAGCACCAGUUUUCUCAUGAUAGUAUAUCUAAUUUGGAGACUCAAAUCUCUAAAUUGAAGAACGAAAUUGUGAAGCUCAAUGAGGAAAUGGAGAUGGCAGCCUUCAAGUUGAGUGGUGCAGAACAAAAAUGCCUUGCAUUGGAGAAGGCGAAUCAGAGUCUACAAUUAGAACUAGAAGAAGCCAAAAUAGAGUUGGAGGAGCUAAAGCAUUUCUUAAAUGUGAGCGAUCAGAAGCUCAUGGAGGCUGAAAUGUCUCUCCAAUCAAAGGAACAACUAUAUAAUGAGUCUAACGAAAAGGUUAUGUCCAUGACAUUGGAAAUUCAGAGUCUAUUUGAGAAACUGAAGGAAGCUGGACGUAGUAAAGGGGCUUUAGAAGAAGAAGUUUCCCAACUGAAAGAUCAAAACUUUACUCUAAAUGAACACAAUUUGGCAUGUGCUUUGAAGAUGAAACACUUGGAAGAUGAGAUAAUUUCCUUGAAGGAAAGAAAUUGUAAACUAGAAAGUGAAAUAGAAAACCAGGCAGAAACUAAUAGAGUUCUUCAGCAAGAGUUUGAAUCUCUGAAGCAUGAAAAAAAUGAGAUAGAUCUGAAUCAUCAAGGUCUAACAAAAGAAAUGGAAGCAACCAGCCUUCAUAUAGAAUCACUUGAGGCACAGGUGAAGGAUCUGCAAUAUGGUCAUUCUGAACUGAAAGAGAGCUGCACUAAGCUUGAAGAAGAAAAGCUUCUAUUUCUCAACAAAUUGAAGGAUAUGGAAUCGGUUUCUGAGAAGAAUUCAGUUUUGGAGAACUCUUUAUCUGAUGCAAAUGUGGAGCUUGAAGAGUUGAGAGAGAAAAUAGUAGUUUUAGAAGGUUCCUGUGAGUCACUAAAUGCUGCAGUUUCCACUCAUGUUGCUGAAAAGGGCGCUCUGGCGGUUCAGAUAGAGACACUUGCGGAGAAUGUGGAGAAGCUUUCAAACAAAAAUAAGUUGUUGGAGAACUCUCUAGAUGAUGCAAAUACUGAACUUGAAGGGUUGCGCUCAAAAUUGAGAGGCUUGGAAGAGUCAUUUCAAUCUCUCUCACUUGCAAAUUCAGAUCUUAUUGCCCAAAAGAAUAAUCUAAUCUCACAGGUGGAGAGCAUUCAACAGAGUCUUACUAAUUUGGAGACUACACAUUCUACACUGGAAGACAAGCACUUGAAUCUAGUGAAGGAAAAAGAACUGUCCGUUAAACAAAUUUUGAAUCUUGAAAACUCGUUGAAGGUUAUGCAAAACGAGCAUGCCUCACUUAUCCACUCGAAGAGUAUGAGCCUGGCCUCCUUACAAAACCAGCUUCUUCUCCUGCAAGAAGAUAGACAGAUCAGGGAGAAAGAGUUGGAGGCUGAACAACAGAGAUCCUUUUCUCAUACGACUGAGAUUUUCGUCUUACAGAGACAUCUUCACGACAUUUCAAAUUCCUUGAUGAUCGAAAAGCAAAAGUACGAGUCGCUUAUCAGCUCAAGCAAGAUUCAACUCGCUGCUUUAGAAAGCCAAAUCCAUCUUCUGCAAGAAGAAAGAAAGAUCAAAGAUGAUAAAAUUGAGGAAGUAGAGCUGAAAUCUAUGGAGUCCAUGCUCGAGAUCUUCAUCUUGCAGAGAUGCUUGUCUGAAAUGAAAGGUGAGAACUUUGCUCUAACACAGGAGUGUCAGAAGCAUUUACAGGCCUCUAGAAGUGCUGAUGAACUAAUCAAACAGCUAGAAGACAGAGAAUUAGUUCAGAAGGAAAACAUUGCUCUAUUAAGGGAGCAUAUUUUGAAGGUCAGGGAAGGUAUCCAACGUUUGCUAGAACCGCUUAAUAUCAACGAGAAGUUGAUGAAUAUAGAGGGAAGUGAAGUUGCCAUUCUUCCAACUAUUCUGGGAGAGAUUAAGAAUCUACACGCUUCUAUUUCUGGUAUCAAUGAUGAAAACCAAAUUCUCGGUAUGGAGUUAUUGGUUUACCUCAACCUUCUGAAGCAAAGUGGAAUGGAAAAAGUUUUUAUAUGUAGGGAACUUGAAAAUACAGAGAAGCAAUCAUUUAUUUUACAGAGGGAGCACCGCCAGCUCUUCAAGGAAUAUGAGCAACUUUGUCGUGAUGCGAGUGCGGCAGACUUCACAAACAUAAUGUUAAAAGCUGAACUAGAGUCUUUCACUACAAAAUUAAAGGAUUCGUCGGAGAAAAUUUGUAAUUUGAUGAAAGAGAAGAAUGCUUUGGAAGAGGAAAACAGUUUAAUGUUUGUGGACGCCAUGACAAUGGAGAACCUUUACUUGUUCUUUAAGAAUCUAAAUGCAGAAAACAUGCAACAGUUAAAUGCAACAAACAAGCAAUUACUUAUUUUACAGAAGGAGCAUCAUCAGCUAUUCGAGGAAUAUGAGCAACUUUGUCGCGAUGCAAGCGCCACGGACUUCACAAACAUAACAUUAAAAGCUGAAUUAGAGUCUUUCACUACAAAAUUAAUGGAUUUGUCGGAGAAAUUUUGUAAUUUGAUGAAAGAGAAGAAUGCUUUGGAAGAGGAAAACAGUUUAAUGUUUAUUGACGCCAUGACACUGGAGAACCUUUAUCUGUUCUUUAAGAAUCUAAAUGCAGAAAACAUGCAACAGUUAAAGCUGCUCAGUGAUGACAUGUGCUCACUUCAUGCUGCUAAGAAUGGUCUUGUUGAUGAGAUUAGAGCGAGUGAAGUGAGAGCCAAAGCUGUGGAAAAUGAAAACCAGCAAUUCAAGGAAUCUCUUCUCGUUUUGGAAGAGCUGAGAAAUCGAAUUACAAUCUCAGAAUUUGAUUUGCAAUAUGCACAUGGUUUCUGUGAAGAACUAAUCCUUGAAGUUGAAGCUAAAGAGAAUUUGUUGAAGCAGAAAAGCAUGGAGCUUUCAGAAGUAAAGGGCUUGCUUCAAUCCAAACUAGUGGAAGCUACUGAAAUAUGCAGAAAACUUGAAACCUCUAACAAAGAAGUAGAUGAGGCCAAAGCCAUGAGAUCUGAGUUAGAGAACAGAAUUACAGUUUUAUUGGAAGGUGCUGCCUUUAAAGACAACCAGAUUGCUACUGUUAAUGGAGAAAAUGAAACACUUAAGGAGGAGUUAAAUAGAUUUAAAGCUGAAGUCGAAGCCAUUAAAAUGAGGGAACAAAUUCUGUCUUCCGAGCUGGAAGAAGAAAAAGAAAAGGUUGCUUGGUGUGAGGAAGAAAUCAUGGAAUUAUUCAGCGAGGUUCAAGCUUCUGAAAUCCAUGCAACAAUUCUUGAUGAGAAAAUGUUCGACUUGGCAUCUCAAUGUGAGGGUCUCGACAUUUCUGCAAUGGUGCUGAGAGAGACUCUAAAGGAGGAGAUUGUCUUAAAAAAAUUACACGCAGUUGAGUUGAAGAAGAAGCUUGAGGAUUUUGAAAAUGAGAAUGGAAAGCUUAGAAACAACCUGAAAGUGCUUUACCCUCUCUUUACUUCUUUGGGAAAUGGCAUUUCGAAUGUGGAGAAGCAUUUAUGUCAGCUAGAAAAACUUGAAGAUGAUGGAGAUCAGGAGAAUUCAUCAUUAUGUGAUCAGGAGAAUCACGAAGCAAGCUCUGGAGAUCAUGGCCUUUCAUCCAUGCUAGGAGUAACGGAGAUGCAGAAUUUGAUUGCCAAAGUUGAAGCACUUCAGAAAUUAGUGCAAGGCAGCAAGACUCAGCUUCAUCAGGAAAGACUCCAAUCUGCUUCCAACUUAGAAUCUGCAAGGAGAGAACUUGUAGAGUUGAAGCAGAAGCAGAGCUCUAUCAGGGAAGAAAAUCAAGGAAGAGAAACAUCCAAUAUGGUGAAAGACAUCGAACUUGACCAGGUUUCGAGCUCCUGCGGUGCAAGUAAAAUCCAAGGCGCAGAAUCCAACGAUCAAAUGCUCAAUUUAUGGGAAGCAGCUGCUACGGAUUCCAAUCAGAGUAGCCGUGUUUCUGUCGAUCAUGGCAUUGAGGUGGUCGAGGAGGCCAAGAGUGACAAACCUUCAUCAGAGCUUCCGACCGAUAAAGAUUUUGGUGUUUAUAAAAUGGAUAUAUCAAGAGAGAUCAAAGAAUCCCAACAAGACUGGAGCAGGAGAAUCAUCAAAAGACUCGCUUUUGAUGCCGAAAAGCUCUCUCUUCUUCGUACCAGCGCUCGCAACCUGAAGUUGAAGAUGGAGAAAUCCAUCCCUAACACACGACAAAAUAGACUGCAAUUUGAUGCGCUUAAGAUGAAGUUGAGAGAUGCUGAAGGAGCCAUAUUCGAUUUGAAUGAUGCAAAUGGCAAGCUAAUGAUGAUGGCUGAAGCAUAUUCAGAUUCCUACAAUGGUGAAGAAAUGAGACGUGCCGAGAGAAGCCGAGUAUCAGAACAGGCUCGGAGUGCCUCUGAGAGGAUUGGGAUGCUGGAGCUCGAGUUGCAGAAGAUUGAUUACAUCUUUCUUAAGCUCCAAGAAGAGUGGGAGAGCUAUCCAGCCGGCGAUCGAACACCUAGAGUGUUACUAAGGGACUACCUUUAUGGCAGAAAGGAUAAGCAGGGAAAUAAAAGAGGCUAUUUUUGUGGGUGUGUGAGGCCGAAAACACUGGAUAAGUACUGAUUUCUGGUUUUUCUUAGUAUUUCUUCUCUUUUGUCAAUUUAACUAAUGGGGGGAGACUGUAAAUUCAUGAAGAAAGGGGUGUAAGUUGCAGAAUAACCUUUCUUCUUUCUCUACAUUGCUGCUUAAGUUGUGUUGAGCUUAAAGUUUAUGAGAAAUUCUAUGCA